AUGCGUCUAUCAGCCAUCUUCCUCGUUGCAGCUCAAGUUGCCACCAUCGUUGCACAAGCUUCAUGCUUUUGCGAAUGCAACCGAACUCCCGAUGCCUCUGGCUGCGCCGCACUCCCGCGACCAGCAAGCGGAAACUGCGCCGAGCACCAUCUGUUUGAGUUUGAUUUUGAUUUGAUCAAAUCCUACUCGGUUUUGGCUGCUUUAGUUAGUGCGAUGCUUGGAGGAUGGUGGGGUUUGGCCGAUAGCUGUAGCACUCCAAGCUUUGUUCGGCUUGCGAUUCGAUUGUAUGUCGUCCAAGGAUUCUGA
Messenger RNA from Colletotrichum abscissum, 306 nucleotides. RefSeq lists its product as uncharacterized. The record is from RefSeq and is a predicted model, not a curated record. The coding region runs from base 1 to 306 and encodes 101 amino acids. The transcript is spliced from 3 exons. Lineage: Eukaryota; Fungi; Ascomycota; Sordariomycetes; Glomerellales; Glomerellaceae.